Paramormyrops kingsleyae is the source of this 1035-nucleotide messenger RNA. Its product is annotated as trace amine-associated receptor 13c-like. Gene Ontology annotation, molecular function: trace-amine receptor activity. Gene Ontology annotation, biological process: G protein-coupled receptor signaling pathway. The record is from RefSeq and is a predicted model, not a curated record. Lineage: Eukaryota; Metazoa; Chordata; Actinopteri; Osteoglossiformes; Mormyridae. Gene Ontology annotation, cellular component: membrane.
AUGAACAUUUCGCUAGAGCUGGAAACAUACCAGUACUGCUAUCCAGCAGCUAAUGGAACGUGUGUUAAAAGUAGCUACUCUGGAUUUGCCAGGUUUGCCUUGUACAUGUUUUUUGUGUCGGGGAUGACCAUGACCAUCACAGGGAACCUGGUGGUCAUCAUCUCCAUCGCGCACUUCAAGCAGCUGCACACACCGACCAACAUGCUGGUUAUGUCACUGGCCCUGGCCGACUUGCUUCUGGGGGCCGUCGUGAUGCCCUUCAGCAUGAUCAGAUCAGUGGAGGGCUGCUGGUACUUUGGAGAUACCUUCUGCUCAGUGCACUCAACUUUCGACUUUUUCCUCGCAUGUGCUUCAAUAUUCCACCUGAUUUCCAUUGCGGUUGAUCGAUACCAGGCAGUUUACAAUCCUCUGCGGUACCAUAACACAGUAACCAUUGCUGUGGCUUGGCUGAUGGUUGCGUUGAGCUGGGCUGCAGCUGCUUCUUACUCCUGUGGUCUCCUUUACUCUAAGGGCAGUGUGACAGGCCUAGAUGGAUACAUCACUUCCAUAAAUUGCUUGGGGACCUGCAUCCUUCUGUUCAACGCACAGUGGAGCACCCCAAACACUCUGAUUGUAUUUUUCCUGCCAUGUUCGGUAAUGAUUGGCCUUUAUGCUAAAAUAUUUCUGGUAGCCGGACAACAUGUCAGACAUCUUGGAGAUAUGAGGCAACAGCCACGUUUUAAACAAAAUAAUGGGAAGAGGAAAACUCACAGCUCAGAGCGAAAGGCUGCAAAGACCCUUGGCAUUGUUGUAGGCGCCUUCAUACUCUGCUGGAUGCCUUACUUUAUCACCUCUGUACUCGACCCCUAUAUUGACUUUGCAACUCCUCCUGUUCUUUUUGAGGGGUUUGUCUGGCUGGGUUAUUUUAAUUCCACUUUAAAUCCUAUAAUCUAUGGACUGUUUUACCCGUGGUUUCAAAAGUCAUUGAAACUCAUUAUAUCUUUAAAGAUUUUUUCAACUCAUUCCUCAGAUACAAAGGUUUUUCCAGAAAAUUGA